Messenger RNA from Gadus macrocephalus (Pacific cod), 1297 nucleotides. Its product is annotated as fascin-like. Lineage: Eukaryota; Metazoa; Chordata; Actinopteri; Gadiformes; Gadidae. The record is from RefSeq and is a predicted model, not a curated record. The annotation marks the transcript as partial. Gene Ontology annotation, biological process: cell migration; actin filament bundle assembly; establishment or maintenance of cell polarity. The transcript has 4 exons. Gene Ontology annotation, molecular function: actin filament binding; protein-macromolecule adaptor activity. Gene Ontology annotation, cellular component: cytoplasm; microvillus; filopodium.
ACUGCCGCUGGGAAGUACUGGACCCUCACACCCUCUGGCGGGCUCCAAUGCACCGCCACCACCAAGUCUUCAGACACCUACUUUGAAUUGGAGUGGUGUGAUGGGCGUGUGUGCAUGCGUGCUGCCAAUGGGAAGUACGUGAUGGCCAAGAAAAAUGGACAACUUGCCGCCACUGUUGAGAACACAGGGGAGGCCGAGCUGUUCCUCAUGAAGCUGAUCAACCGGCCAAUCAUUGUGCUCCGUGGAGAGCAUGGUUUCAUUGGUUGCCGUAAGGCGGGCAUGGCAACGCUGGAUUCCAACCGCGCCUCUUACGAUGUCUUCCAGCUUGAGUUUCACAACGGAGCCUACUCGCUCAAAGACUCCCAGGGGAAGUACUGGAGCGUCGGGGAUGACAAGGCAGUGAGCAGUAACAGCCCCACCCCUGUCCAGUUCCUCUUAGAGUUCUGCGAUCUGAACAAGAUGGCCAUCCGGGCCCCAGGGGGGAAGUACCUCAAAGGAGACCACGCUGGAGGGCUCAAGGCCAAUGCUGACUCAAUAGACAGCGCCACCUUGUGGGAAUACUGAAGGAUCUGACUUCAGCACAAUGUAAUCUCACAAUGGGUUGGUUCAUGCUAAUGUUUUUGUGUAUUUUAUUGUAUUCAUUGGCAUCCAUUCCCCUUUGGAUUUUGACUGGAAAUCUGCAUUUACAUUUACAAGUCUUAGUGUAAGGGCUUGAAUCAUCACACGUCGAAUGGGAAGUAUAAUUCCUGGUCAUAUGUGUAGACCCUAUUAACAUUUUAGGAGAAUGGUAAAAGUAGUCAUUAACAUGAAUCUCUUGCUACCGUAUUAACCUAAGUGUAAACAAAUACAUCUCACGUUGCAUCUAUGUGCUGUAAAUAAUGCCUUCUUUGCCUCAAGCACAAAAAGAAAAUCUUUAUAACUGGGAAAAUGUUAGGUGCACAAUUACGCUAAGCUUGGUAUAGGAAACCAAAUGUGAUGGGCUUGCAGACAGGCAGGUGACAUAAAUCAAUAGGCCUGUACAUUAUUUCGCAUUGCUGCUACAGAGUGAAACAUACAGUGAGGGGAAACAGACUUGUUUUGUGUGUUUGCAGUACACAUCUUAUAUGAAGCACAUCCCCCACAAGAAAACUUGCAACACAGAAACAAGUCGACUGUAUUUGCUGUCGCAUGGAGGUUGUGCCUUGCACAACCUCCAUGUUGUUAUCCAUGUUGUUAUCAUGUGUAUUUUCUAUAUAUUCUCCCAUGUUCAACGCCCUCAAUGAAGCUUUGACAAUAAAGUGUUCUCUUGUCAAGUGAA